CCCAAAGCUCCGCGUCCACAACCGCAGUCGCAUUUUUACGCACCAGCGUGUGGAGCUUCCUGGCGGAGACUCGCUCUCCCAUCGCCUGCUCCUUCCUCCCAUCAUCCGGCACCACCACAUUUGGACUAAUCCUCGCUUCGGAGUCUGUUGAGCUACUCUCUCUCUCCCUCUCUCUCUCUCUCUCUGUGUCGCUCGCUGGGACUGGACUAUAAUAAAGCUGCGCGCAGACGUCGUGCGCAACGAAGAGAUGAGAUUUUUAUCCUGAAAGCACUUUUUGCUAAAUGCUGCUAUAGAGUGAGGACGUGCAAGGCACCAGCCUACACAUGGAGUCCAGGGUUCCCCACCACAUCCCCGGAGUGUCCUCCUCCCUCAUAUCCCAGCCCCUGCUGGACAGUCGAGUGCCCUACGGCCGCCUUCAGCACCCCCUCACCAUCUACCCCAUUGACCAGAUAAAGUCCUCACAUGUGGAGAAUGACUACAUUGACAGCCCCGCUGUUGUCUCCCAGCAGCCCCCGAGCCAGAAGUCCGCAAACCGAAGAAUCACCUGGCUCGGUCAGAAUCAGGAGGGCUUCCUGGGGGCGAAUCACAACCAUCAUCACAAUCACCAGCACCAGCAGCAGCAGCAGGGCAGGUGCGAACCUCACCCUCAACCGGACACCACCACCCACCCGUGGAUUUCCUUCAGCGGGAGGCCCAGCUCCAUCAGCAGCAGCAGCAGCACCUCGUCUGAUCAGAGGCUGCUGGACCACGCUGCACCCACCCCAAUGGUGGACCACAACCCAAACCUGCACCCCCACCAGGGCCCCUUCAACACAGCCACUGCCCGAUCUCCAGGCUGCUUCUCUUCCUCUGAAUCUAAGGUCCUGACCUCCUCCUCCUCCUCUGCUUCGUCCUGCACCUCCUCCUCAAAAUCGCUGGACCUCAAGCCUGCAAAGAUGCCUGCAGGAGGUGUGUGCUCCACUGGUGGCCAGCAGGUGUUGGCGCUGAUUCCUUCCUCCCCAGCCGAGAAGAAGCACCUCAAUCUCUGCGAGCACUGUGGGAAAUGCCGCUGCACAGAGUGUACGCUUCCCAGAACCCUACCCUCUUGCUGGGUCUGCAACCAGGAGUGCCUGUGCUCUGCCCAGAGCCUGGUAGAUACAGCCACCUGCAUGUGCCUGGUCAAAGGGAUCUUCUACCACUGUACUGAAGAUGAGGAUGACGAGGGCUCCUGUUCCGACAAGCCCUGCUCGUGCUCCCAGGCCAACUGCUGCGCGCGCUGGUCCUUUAUGGCUGCCAUUUCCCUCGUCCUGCCUUGCCUGGUCUGCUAUCUUCCAGCCACGGGCCUGGCCAAACUGGGACAGAAGUGUUACGACAAUGUUAGUAGGCCCGGCUGCCGCUGCAAGAACUUGCAGGGUGGCGUGAGCGCACCUGUGUGUAAAAACGGAGGCGUGGAAGCGAAAGUUGGGACUUUAGAGAAGCAGCAGCCACAGCAGGGGUCAUGAUACUGGACCUAACUGGCUGGCAUCGGCCGUGCUAAAAAUAGACAGGACCACACAGUACUUGCUAGCUCUCUAAGGAUAGGACAAUCCAACACCAACCCCUUAAACUACCCCAUUAAUCUGCUGGAAGAUGACUUAUGUAAAACAAAGGUACUUAAAUGGCUUUUUGUUUGAUAGGGUGGUGAACAAAACGGGCCUGGUCUGAGAGAGUUGGCUAGUUGAAAUGGCUAACCAGCCCCUCUGAGAUGUUUUUUUUUUAAUUGUUGUUUUGUUCGAUUUUUUUUUGUUUGUUUGAAAGAGGGACACAAGAAGAAAAGACGAGAUUGUGGGACUGGUGUUUGUGUUGUUGUGCAAAGAUGGCUGAAGGCACAAAAGUCAUUGUACUUCUCUGCUGCUCUGUAUUUUCUCAGCUAAUUUUGUAUCGGUGACUAACCAGAAGCUGGUUGCGAAUCCUUGGAUAACAUAGAAGUUAUAUGACGGAGAUAAAUAAUCUGUGCAACCCCUCCCACCCCCAAAAAGCACAGCCCUGUGCCCCCCCCUGUCUGAACAAACAGGAAGAAGAGUGAUUACCUAUAGCGUGGCUUUAUGAUAGGCCACUGCAGAAGUCAAACCACCACUUACUCUCUUACUCUCUCUGCUGUUAUGAUGAUCACCGUCUCUUAGUGUCACUAUUGUUCCUCUGACACCUUAAAAAUGCUAGCUUGGUAUUGCUAACACUUAAUCUUCACGGAGGGCCUGUAAAAACUAACUUUUUGAGACUUUAAAAUAAUAGUAAUUUCCCAUAAUUCUCACUGGUGUGCAAGCAGUCGCACUGCAGGUGAGGGAGAGAUAAUCACUUUACAGCGUGUGUUCCUACUUUGGGAGGAUGAAGCACAGACAUUCUAAAAGAUUUUGAAUGCAGUUCACCAAUCACCUCAGAGGUAAUGCAUGUCAUGACCUGCAUGCUCUAGUGUAAUGGUUACCCACCGUGCUAGAAGUCGAUGUGUCGUAGAGAAACGUGUGAAAAAAAAGUACACCCAACCUUCUCAGGGACUGUUACGGUAAUCCUCUCUAGAACUUGGCCUACUGCAUGUUGAUUUCUAAACUGCCUAAGAGCCUGGUCUGCUUCCUCUUUGCACAAGACGGCAAAGAAACAUUUAGGGGCAAAAAGGCAAUACUGAAUAAUUUAAAACAAGUAAGCUAAGUGAGAGACAAACUGGCCAGAAAAUUGUGUUUCCGGAGGAG
Messenger RNA from Limanda limanda (common dab), 2702 nucleotides. RefSeq names its product sprouty homolog 4 (Drosophila) (gene spry4). The transcript is spliced from 2 exons. NCBI's taxonomy places the organism in Eukaryota, Metazoa, Chordata, Actinopteri, Pleuronectiformes, Pleuronectidae. Gene Ontology annotation, biological process: negative regulation of fibroblast growth factor receptor signaling pathway; negative regulation of MAP kinase activity; multicellular organism development. Gene Ontology annotation, cellular component: cytosol; membrane. The coding region runs from base 324 to 1481 and encodes 385 amino acids. The record is from RefSeq and is a predicted model, not a curated record.